This is a messenger RNA of Galendromus occidentalis (western predatory mite), 2175 nucleotides long. RefSeq names its product Transglutaminase (gene Tg). The transcript is spliced from 13 exons. Gene Ontology annotation, biological process: peptide cross-linking. The record is from RefSeq and is a predicted model, not a curated record. Gene Ontology annotation, molecular function: protein-glutamine gamma-glutamyltransferase activity. Bases 1 to 2175 code for a protein of 724 amino acids. Lineage: Eukaryota; Metazoa; Arthropoda; Arachnida; Mesostigmata; Phytoseiidae.
AUGGGAGUGAUCAAGUCAUGUCGAGGUGCUGAAAAAUAUUCCUCAGUUUCAGAAGAAGAUGUUGCUGAAGUUACUUCGGUACAACCGCAAAUCGAAAUAAACUGCAGAGCUCACCAUUGCGAUCGCUUCUCUGGUUCAAGACACGGUAAUCUUAUCGUUCGUCGAGGUCAAGCGUUCCAGCUGAAGUUUCAGCUCACGUCACAAUUCCGCAUUGAUUUUGAUCAAAUACAACUCGUCUUCAGCUAUUCAGGAAGUCGCUUCAUCUCAGGACAAGAUGGAAUCGAAAAAGUCGACGUUUCGAGCCGAGCUCUACCGAGGACGAGCAAGGACAGCUGGAGCGCCCAUAUAAUUGAGAUUCAUCGGAGAGCCGUCGAAGUCGAGGUGACGCCAUCAGUGAAAGCCGCAGUCGGCGAAUGGAAACUCUCGGUUAUUACCCAGGUAGCAAGGAGCAAUAACUUCGUUGGGAAAUCCUUUGCGUAUAAUGGACCGAUCUUCAUUCUCUUCAACCCCUGGGAACCAAGGGAUGAAGUUUAUCUACCGAGCUCCAAAGACCGAGAAGAAUACGUCUUGGCAGACACUGGAAUCAUAUAUUCUGGUCGUAAGGAUCGCAUAAGCGAAUUGGCCUGGGUCUUCGGUCAACAUGAACGGGAUGUCUUGCAGAUUGUCUGUUAUGCAUUGCGAGAAAUCGCCGACCUCGACGAGGCCGGCAUGGCUGAUCCGGUCCGGGUGAGCCGGGCCAUAUCAAGCAUCAUCAAUGGUCACCGCAAUAAGGAUGGAAUCAUUGAGGGGAAUUGGUCAGAGAAAUUCCAUGAUCGGCCGGACAGUCGAUCACCUUGGGAAUGGUCCUCCUCAGUCGAGAUACUGCAACUCUUCUAUCGGAAGCGCGCUGUUGUUCGCUACGGUCAAUGUUUCGUCUUUGCUGGAGUCUGCAACACCAUGUGUAGAGCGUUGGGUCUGCCUUCGAGAUGUGUGACGAAUUACCGGUCGGCCCAUGAUGUCCACAAGAACCUCGUUCUGGAUUACUUGGUUGACGAGAGAGACAAAAUGGUCUCGGAGAAGCGGAACGACAGCAUUUGGUCCUUCCACGUAUGGAAUGAGGUUUGGAUGAAACGGAGCGAUCUGAAUGUUCCGGGAGAUUUCGACGGCUGGCAGGUGAUCGAUGCAACUCCUCAAGAAAUCUCCAGUGGGGAAUACAGGGUCGGUCCUGCAAGCGUGAAAGCUAUUCGUCGAGGUGAGAUCGACGUGAAGUACGAUGGAGUUUUCGUCCUAUCUGAAGUGAAUGCCGAUGUUGUGUACUUCCGCAAGACAGCCUCGGGUUUCAAGAAGGAAAUCAAACGACUCAUUGAUGACGUCGGCUUCAUUAUCAGUACAAAGGGAGUUCUAACCAAUGACCGAGUCGAUGUCACGAAUUCAUAUAAACCGCGAGAAGGGACAGCCGAGGAACGUCAGGUGUAUCAGCGUGCGCUGAGACGAGUGAAUUCGCGUCUGCCUCGCUUCUCGCGAGCAGCAGGCGGAGGAGAGAUCCCUCGAAAUGUGAAAUUUGAGCUUAAGAAACCAAGCGACCACAAAAUGGGUGAUUCGAUGCAGUUUUAUGGCACUGCUAAAAAUUUAUCAUUCGAUCAUCGCUUCAACGUGCGCGUCAUAUUCAAAAUAACUUCUCGUACGUACGCGGGAACCCACGAAAGAAUCGUCAAGAUUGUCGAGUACAACGAGGAGCUGGAACCUCGAGACGCCAUGGAACUCGAUGUUGUCGUGGGAUACCCCGAGUACGCUGCGGCUCUGAGGGAAGGCGAACAAUUCACAGUCGAAAUGCAAGGUCUUGUCCGAGAUGAAGAUGACGACUUUGUCUCAACGGAAGAAGUUUCAUUGACAGCACCCAGCAUUUAUAUAGUGUGUGAUCCGAAUCAGAAAGUCGGAAGGUCAUUCGACUUGAAAUUAUCGUUGAAAAAUCCCCUGCCUGUCGCUUUGACGGACGCCGAAUUCCUUCUCGAAGCGCCGGGCAUAACGAAACAAGUUCGACUCAAAGUUCUCCGCGCACCGAGGGCCGGUGAACACUUCUCGGUUGACACUCGGCUGACUCCUAAAGGAUUCGGCAAGAGGAACCUCGUGGUCGCCUUCAACUGUAAUGAGCUCCAUCAAAUAUCAUCGUUGAAACAGAUAUAUGUUAUACCUUGA